Molecule: messenger RNA, 420 nt
Organism: Aspergillus ibericus CBS 121593
Lineage: Eukaryota; Fungi; Ascomycota; Eurotiomycetes; Eurotiales; Aspergillaceae
Gene: tfb5
Product: TFIIH complex subunit TFB5
Exons: 3
Coding region: 96-314 (72 amino acids)
Biological process (GO): transcription by RNA polymerase II; nucleotide-excision repair; transcription initiation at RNA polymerase II promoter
Cellular component (GO): transcription factor TFIIH core complex; transcription factor TFIIH holo complex
Source: RefSeq, a predicted model, not a curated record
GUGCAACUCACUCGUUCUCCUCACCUGCUCAAAUCAAUCGCAUCCAUCAUACCUCACGUGUCACCAAUCAUACUCUAUCUCUCCACAGCAUCAACAUGCCCCGCGCCGUCAGAGGAGUCCUUAUCGAGUGCGAUCCCUCCGUGAAAGCCAUCAUCCUCAAGUACGACCAAGAAAGACACGACUAUAUCGUCGAAGAUCUGGACGAUGAUCGCCACCUGGUCAUCAAGGAGAGUCAGUUGGCGAAUCUGAAGGCGAGAUUGACCAAGGAGCUCGAUGACAAGGUGAUGCAGCCGGACGAGUCGGAAUCGGAGUAAUCGGAUACUUUAUGUGCGCUGGCGGUUCUGGGUUGCAGGUCUUCUCGGUUCCUGGGUGAUUUGGCAGCGGUCGGUUCGUGUCGCUCGGAUCUGAGGCUUGUUUGGC